GUUCCUUCUCAGCCAAUGAAGGAUCUGCAUAGCAUGACGCUACGUCUCCAGGACGACGAAAUGGCCGUAAAUGUUCACCUUACAUCUUGUACGUCUGAUAAUCUAAGUCGGCAUGACAUGCUGGGAUGGGUCAAUUCUCAACUUCAAGUUAACUAUACGAAGAUCGAGCAACUCUGUUCUGGGGCUGCUUAUUGUCAGUUUAUGGACAUGCUAUUUGCUAAUUGUAUGCCAUUGAAAAGAGUCAAAUUUAACACCAACCUUGAACAUGAGUACAUCCAAAACUGGAAAUUGCUUCAAACAGCAUUCAAAAAGGCUUCAGUUGAUAAGGUGAUUCCAAUUGAUAAACUUGUCAAAGGCAAAUUUCAAGACAAUUUUGAAUUCGCCCAGUGGUUCAAGAAGUUCUUUGAUGCCAACUAUGAUUUGGGCAUUGAGUAUGAUCCUGUGGCAGCCAGAGGUGGGGUUGUUGUCAAUGGAGCAGGAAAAGGAAGCAAUGUUGCCAGUCGUAAACAAGGAGGUGGUGGUAUUAGCACUCGUAAACCAGCUGGUGUUUCAUCACGGACUUCAACCACUACUGUCACUAAGACAACAUCAGCAAAGGCCACAAAUGCAGCCAAUACACAAGAGAUCAAAGACUUAACUUCUCAGGUGGCAGAGUUGACGUUGACUCUUGAAGGUCUCGAGAAGGAACGUGAUUUCUACUUUGGUAAAUUACGUGACAUUGAAGUUAUUUGUCAAGAAUCUGGAGGUGAAGAAGAUCCAACAAUGAAACGAAUGUUGGAAAUACUUUAUGCAACAGAGGAUGGUUUUGUACCACCUGAAGCUGUAGAAGAUGAAAAUGUUGAGCAAGAGGAAUAUUGAAUGAAGUCAACCAUAUUCUUCAUGUAAAAUAUGAAAACGUGGAACAAUUAUUGUUGUCAAGAAAAUACUUUUCAAUGGCACAUAAAUACAAACUGUUAAUGUUAAUUUACUAUAAGUCUUUGCAUAAAAAGUAUGAAAAUAAGAAGAAAUAGAAAGGUUUUUGUUAUGGAAUAUAGUAUGUAUUAAUUUAGAGAAAUUAAUGUCAUGAUCUUUUAACUUUUUAUGUCUUUAUUUAGUGUCAAAAAUCUUGGUUUAUUCAAAUAUAGUUCGAUAGCUUUCUUAAGCAUAUAGGGUUGUUGUGAGUCACAAAGGAUUAACUGCUGUGACUUAUACAUAUUGAUAAAAUAAAGUUUAAAACCUCUCUCAAA
This is a messenger RNA of Xenia sp. Carnegie-2017, 1226 nucleotides long. Its product is annotated as microtubule-associated protein RP/EB family member 1-like. The record is from RefSeq and is a predicted model, not a curated record. Gene Ontology annotation, molecular function: microtubule plus-end binding. NCBI's taxonomy places the organism in Eukaryota, Metazoa, Cnidaria, Anthozoa, Malacalcyonacea, Xeniidae. The transcript is spliced from 9 exons. Bases 16 to 858 code for a protein of 280 amino acids. Gene Ontology annotation, biological process: spindle assembly; regulation of microtubule polymerization or depolymerization; protein localization to microtubule plus-end. Gene Ontology annotation, cellular component: microtubule organizing center; microtubule plus-end; spindle midzone.